Molecule: messenger RNA, 3450 nt
Organism: Colletotrichum scovillei
Lineage: Eukaryota; Fungi; Ascomycota; Sordariomycetes; Glomerellales; Glomerellaceae
Product: 4 family polyadenylate binding protein
Exons: 2
Coding region: 620-2932 (770 amino acids)
Cellular component (GO): ribonucleoprotein complex
Molecular function (GO): RNA binding
Source: RefSeq, a predicted model, not a curated record
UCUUCUUCUUUUCUCCGUUACCAACCACACCAAACCCUAUCAACAACCCCCUUCACAUCUAAAGAGGGUCUGGCAAGGAGUACGUCUUCGUACUUGUUCUCUGUCUCGCUCACUUUUUCCAUCAGAAAAAACUUCAAAAAAAAACUUGAAAAUCCCCCAUCAAAAACUCCCAACUUCCAUAACGGAAUUCCCCUCCUCAAUCGCAAGAAAAUUCUAGAGGAAUCGUUCACCGAGCCUCUUUUUCUUGCUUUUACCUCUGCACCUGCCUGUCAAUCUCGCAACAAGUGCCCCUCGUGUGUGUCGGUCAAACGUCACACAUCGCCAUAACCUCAUUCGACGAUACAAGGCUCGCCUUCUCCUCUUCUUACUCUUAUCCCCUCCGACCACAUCGUCUCGGUCUCGUCCAACAACCGAUCGUCAGAUUUCUUGACUUGGUAUGUGCCUUCUCCCCUCAUAUCCCCUCUUCUACCUCGCCGUCGACUUCCACCAACGUGUGCGGUUCGCAAAUUCUUACCCCGCCUUCCAAGUCGUGGCUCAUUCCUCCUUCAUCUCAACCUGCCUCUAACGACCACUUGGUGUUGCAGUAUCUUUUCCCCUAGUCAAUUCUACUACCGAUACAAUGGCCACCGCUACCAACAACGGCGCUGUCGACCAGCUCGCCAACGACCUGGGCAACGCUUCCCUCAACGGCUCUGACUCCAAGGCUGCCCCCGCCAUCAACACCAAUGUUGAGUCUGCCGCUCAGGGCGACAAUGCCGACACCGCAGGCCCUACCCCCAGCUCCGCUGCGCCUCACCCCCAGGCCUCCGCCUCCCUCUACGUCGGCGAGCUCGACCCCUCUGUUACCGAGGCCAUGCUUUUCGAGCUGUUCUCCCAGAUUGGUUCUGUCGCUUCCAUUCGUGUCUGCCGUGAUGCGGUUACCCGCCGCUCUCUCGGCUACGCCUACGUGAACUACAACACUACCUCCGAUGGCGAGAAGGCUCUCGAGGAGCUCAACUACACCCUCAUCAAGGGCCGCCCCUGCCGCAUCAUGUGGUCCCAGCGUGACCCUGCUCUGCGCAAGACUGGCCAGGGCAACGUCUUCAUCAAGAACCUCGAUGUUGCCAUCGACAACAAGGCUCUCCACGACACCUUUGCCGCUUUCGGUAACAUCUUGAGCUGCAAGGUCGCCCAGGAUGAGAACGGCAACUCCAAGGGCUACGGUUUCGUUCACUACGAGACCGACGAGGCUGCUUCUCAGGCUAUCAAGCACGUUAACGGCAUGCUUCUGAACGAGAAGAAGGUUUACGUCGGCCACCACAUCCCCAAGAAGGACCGCCAGAGCAAGUUCGAGGAGAUGAAGGCCAACUUCACCAACAUCUACGUCAAGAACAUUGCCACCGAGGUCACCGACGAUGAGUUCCGCGACCUUUUCGCCGCCUUUGGCGACGUCACCUCUUCCUCGCUUGCCCGCGACCAGGAAGGCAAGAGCCGCGGCUUUGGCUUUGUUAACUUCACUACUCAUGAGGCUGCUUCCAAGGCUGUCGACGACCUUAACGGUAAGGACUUCAAGGGACAGGAUCUGUACGUCGGCAGAGCGCAGAAGAAGCACGAGCGUGAGGAGGAGCUCCGCAAGUCUUACGAGGCUGCUCGCAUGGAGAAGGCCAACAAGUACCAGGGUGUCAACCUGUACAUCAAGAACCUCGACGACGAGGUUGACGACGAGAAGCUUCGCCAGCUGUUCGCCGAUUUUGGCCCCAUUACUUCUGCCAAGGUGAUGCGCGACAAUGCCACCGACUCUGGCAACGAGGAGGAGGGUUCCUCCGAGGAGACGGACAAGGAGAACAAGAAGGAGGAGGUCAAGGCCGAGGAGAAGGAAGAGGCCGAGAAGACCGAGGAGAAGGAGGACGGCGAGAAGAAGAGCGAGAAGAAGUCGGACAAGAAGCCCCAUGGUAAGUCCAAGGGCUUCGGCUUCGUCUGCUUCAGCAACCCCGACGACGCAACCAAGGCCGUUGCCGAGAUGAACCAGCGCAUGGUCAACGGCAAGCCUUUGUACGUCGCUCUUGCUCAGCGCAAGGAUGUUCGCAAGAGCCAGCUUGAGGCUAGCAUCCAGGCUCGCAACCAACUCCGCAUGCAGCAAGCCGCCGCCGCUGCUGGUAUGCCCCAGCAGUACAUGCAGCCCCCCGUCUUCUACGCCGCGGGCCAGCAGCCCGUCUUCCCCCAGGGUGGUCGCGGCAUGCCCUUCCCUCAGGGCGGCAUGGCCAUGCCUCCCGUUCAGGGUGGCCGCCCGGGCCAGUUCCCCGGAGGAUACCCCCAGCAGGGCGGACGCGGUGUUCCCCAGCAGAUGCCCCCUGUCUACGGCAUGCCCGGCUCCUUCCCUCCCGGAGGUGCCUACCCCCAGCCUGGUAACCCGCAAUUCAUGGCUGCCAUCCAGCAGGUGCAGCAGGCUACCAUGGGCGGUGGUCGCGGCGGUCCCCAGGGUGGCCGUGGUCCCGUCCCCCAGGGAAUGCCCAUCCCCGGCGGCCCCGGCAUGCCCGGCUUCCCUCCCAACGCUCGCCAGGGUGGUAACCAGCCCGGCGCCGGCCGUGGUGCCAACCCCAACGCUCCUCGCAACGCUCCCUUCCCCCAGGGUGGCCGUGGAGCCCCUGCCCAGGAGCUCAACAGCGGCAGCCUCAUCCAGCAGCAGCUUGCUGCCGCUGGCGGCAACCCUGGCCAGCAGAAGCAGAUCCUCGGUGAGGUCAUCUUCCCCAAGAUCCAGGCUAUCCAGCCUGAGCUUGCCGGAAAGAUCACCGGUAUGCUUCUCGAGAUGGACAACGCUGAGCUUGUUAACCUCAUCGAGGAGGAGUCUGCUCUCAAGGCCAAGGUCGACGAGGCCCUCGGCGUCUACGAGGAGUACAUCAAGGCCCAGGGUGGCGAGGAGGGCGAGAAGAAGACCGAGGAGACUAAGGCCUAAGCCAUCUCCUCCACAUUCACGCAACGUCAUGAGCAUGAUUUCCUUAUGUCAUCAUACCCCUUGUUAUCGGGCAUCCUUUCUACGACCAGUGAGCAUUCAACGACAACGCUCAUGAGGUCAUUGCUCAACACGGAUUGGGAAAAGUUAUUUGGAAUGAGGCGGCAUAAUCGACUGCAUUUUUUUACGCCAGAGGAAUCUCCACGACAUGCUUUGCUAUGACGGCAGCUCUUUCUGGGACCUGUCGUCAAAUCCUUCGGGGCCUGCAUGUAUGGAUAGAUUUCUCUACUGCCUUCGUAGGCAGAGAGAUUGGCGGCUCAUCCCUUACUUGGGUGGCUCCUGUUCUCUUGAUCUGCCAGGAAGGCUAGGUGGGAUGCGUCAUUUGCCACCCAGUAUGGUUCUCCAGGAAGGCGUUUUACGGUUGUAUGUUUGAGUCGCACGAGCUGCCUGGCUUCGCUCGCUUGCGAUGGCACCAAUACCCCACACAGAACGGUACUCGUUUCUUCAGGCAAACAGGCAGA